Messenger RNA from Candidozyma pseudohaemuli, 7320 nucleotides. RefSeq lists its product as uncharacterized. The coding region runs from base 1 to 7320 and encodes 2439 amino acids. Gene Ontology annotation, biological process: amino acid transmembrane transport. The record is from RefSeq and is a predicted model, not a curated record. Gene Ontology annotation, cellular component: nuclear pore; membrane. Gene Ontology annotation, molecular function: amino acid transmembrane transporter activity. The transcript is spliced from 2 exons. Lineage: Eukaryota; Fungi; Ascomycota; Pichiomycetes; Serinales; Metschnikowiaceae.
AUGGCCGCUACCUAUCUGUGGGAUAUUGGCGUCUUCUCUGAUUGCUAUAAUGCUGUCAAAUUCCUGGACAGCGUCCCAGAUCAGAUAGAUGCUUUGAUUGGAACGGACAUAAGACAGUUACUCGUGGUUCCACCAAAGUCUGACAAAGCCAGGCAAACUUUGGCGAAGGCUGAUACUGAGCCCGUUAAUUUUUCUGACGGACUGUCUUAUAAGCUUAAUAAAGCCUUCAUCGAGACCGCAUACCUUCUUGCUAGUGAGCUUGACUUAGACGAGAUUGCAACAGCUGAAUUGCUUCUGCUGGCCACAAACGAGAGCUUUUCAAAAGGUUCUAGCCUUGAAGAUGCGGGGAUCUUGGCCUUUUUCAGAAGGUACGAUUACAUCCUCAACAUCUUGGGUUACAUGGUUACAAACAACAGAGUACAGAUGCUAUACCCUUCAAAAGAUCCAGCGAAGGAACUAUUCCAGCAAUUUCUCGAAAGUUACAAAAAAAUCUACAAGUUGAUCCAGGUUCAAAAUGAUCAGAUCGACAAGCAGAAAGCGACCUCAGAUAUCAACAAUCUAGCUUUCGUUAAAAAAGUGUACUUCGUGAAGCAGCAGCUAUUCCAUAUCCACGAUCUUUUGAGUCAGAUUUUGUAUUUGCUCAUUGAUGCAUUCCCACAAUCGCUCCAAACUUACGACACCUACAGUGCCAUCAUCAAACAUGUUAACGAGAAUAUCACCAACGAUUCAGAUAUUCUACUUUUGCAUUACCUUCCUUCUCUUUUGCGGUGUGUGACAGGGUUGGAGGACAUGGAAGAAAAGGAGAUACACAAAAUUCAUCAACAAUUCGUGGCCGCUCUUUCCGCCGAUUAUCCAAAAGUUAAGGAUAAUGACCUCAUCGACUUGUCUAAAUCAUCUUUACGACCAUUUGAUUUGUGCUCAAAACUUUUUUUCUUCGUCGCCUUCAUUCCGUGGUGCAAAGCAGUGCCAGCUAGAACAGAAAAGUUUGAUUUCAAGACGGACAUUCUUCAGUACAUCGAAUGGCUAAUUAGCUAUGGUACUACCGAACAGCUAUUAAGUUACUCAGCUGAAACCGCAGUCCAAGAAACUACGGCUCUUUUAGAGCAAAGCGAUCUUUAUGACUUUAGGGCUCUUUUGCAAAGAAGCUUCCCUCUGUUGUGGCCUGCCAAAUUUGUGUACUCAGGCAAUGAUGAGCUACUCCACGCAGCGAAGUCUAAUCCACAGUAUCUGAAUGUUGCCAAACUUUGUGACUUCUCGAGCUUCAAGGUAUCGAGAGCUAUUGCUGACGAUAUACUUGCUCCGCUAUUGCACUCGUUUUUUAGCAGUUUUGUGAAUCAUGCAGCCAUAGUCUUGACCCUGCUUAGGGAUAACGAGGAGGAUUAUCUUUUAUCAUCCAACAAAAAAGAGCUUGAGGACUCAACGAGAAACUCCAUGAGCUUUAAUGACAGUUACGAAAGCCUCGCAUCGAAGUCGUUAGAAAAGACUUCCCCUGAUGCUUCCGACUCAAGUCACGACCUUAAUGAUAUAGCCAGCCGUGCUGAUUUGGAAAGAUUUUACAUGGCUUGCGUGUACACCUACAGCAAUAGACCCACCCUUUGCGAUGCAUUUUGGGCUGCAGAUGAGUCCAACGUAACUGGUUUUGUUGAUUGGGGCAUCUCAAAGAAUACACUGCCGCUCAUCACUGCAACAUUCUGCUUUUUGUUGGGUAGCUUGACCUCUGGUGGAACAGUGGCCAGCUUGAAAGUCUGGGAUAUUUUGGUAAACGCCAAUACUUUUCGGAAAAACGACUACUCAUAUAUCUCAGUCGACUCCAUUGUAAGCUCCUUGACUUACUACUUGGACGCACUUACAACUAACUUGGAACAGGAGUUGAACUCAAGGUCAAAGUUAGAACAACAGAAACUGGAAUUUCUUUUUUCCAGUAGCCAUCAUAAGCGGGUGAAUGAUACCGACACUGAAAGUCCUAUCACACUCUCAGAGGACUCAGUGGUUUUCAUUGCAGGUUUCAUUAUGCUCAUUGCACAGGUCGUCAAAAAUUCGGCCGGUGACGAACCAGUUUCACAAGGUCUUAAAAAGUCCGCGUUUGCCAGAUUCCACCCUAUACUCGUCUCCUUUCUCAAGUUUGAUAAUUUGAUUACUAGUGCGAAGGGAUAUCUUCAGAAGAGAACAAACACACCUCCCAACAUCUUCAGCGACGAUAACAGAAGCAUUAUCCUCAACCUUGUCAUGUUUUGUUUGAAGGAGUUUGCCGCAACCAAUGAUAUCACCAUCAGGACUCAGAUUUGGGACACUGUUGACCGCUGGAUCUGCCAUGCACUUCAUGAUGGCGACAACCUUACCUCCGCCGAUAGCCUGAGGUAUACCGGUAGGAGCUCAGUGCUGACGGCUGUCUCAAAUACUGCGAAGACAGAGGUUCAGAAACUCAGGAACCUUUACAGAGGAUUGACGAUGAAUCAAGCCUUUAAGAUGGCGCUCACGAGACCAUCAGAGGUGUCUAAUUUUGUUCAAUUGAUUGCACAGCUACUUGAACCUUCUAGUACAGAGCAGUAUGGUUUCAAUGAACUGCAACUUUUGUAUCCGUCGAAUCUCGGCGACGGCUACAGAUUCAAAAACCAAAUUGGCGUUUGGCCUUACAUUGAAUAUAUCAUCAACGAAGUGUUUACCCAUACUCCAGAUGUUGAAGACGAAGAUUUCAGAAGAUAUUUGCAGCAAACCAUUCUCAAGAUCGUCAGAGCCUCAUUGAAUGAAGUUGAUUGGUUGUUCCUAGUGGAAACAGCUCCGCAAAUAUUGCUACAGACACUUUCGACCGAAGAAGUGUUUGCUACAGCAAGACUUGUUAAUGGGGAAGUUACGACCAUCUCAUUUGAGACCUUCGUCAGGCUCCAUCAUUCCCUUGCGAUGUUGAACUUCCUCUUUGAAGACAAAGCAUCCGCCGUUUUGUUCGACAUUGUGAACACUGGAGUUGAAGUGAUCGGUAGCAGCAAUGUGUUGCAAAAUUUGAUGGUGGAUGCAUUGAGCAUUGUUGACAAAAUCUUGCAACUUCAGGAGGUAUACAUUGAGAAACUUUUGCCACUACUCAAGAAUGCCGAUAUUUAUUCUCAGUCGGAUAGCAAGAAGCCUUUGGGGUACGGAACUAGUUUGAGUCUUACAGUGUCGACUCAAAGACUUCCAUACGACAACGUGUAUUAUCCAAAGGGCCUUGGAACUCAUGGUGUGAGCGAUUACUAUGAAUUAAUUCUAUUCAACUUAUCAAGUGUGGUUCACAUUGCAUUAUACGUUGGCUCAGAUGAAGCAAACGUUUCCCAGCCAGCAAUUUCAAUCUUGCGCAAACUCUCCGAGUCCAAGGUUUUCAGUACUAAGAGCUCACUUUCCAAAGAUCUCUCGUUAAGGAAUACGAGACUCUUGAGUGUAUUCGAGAAUGUCGACGAGUCCAUCAAAAUCAGAUAUGCGUUUGUUCAACAGUUGGAGACAAUUUCGGAUUCCUUGCAGGUGAAAUACGAUAUCUUGGAAUUCUUGCUUGCGAACUUGCCUGUGACCGGCCAGAUCACUGUGGCACAUUUCCUUCUCGGCUACGACACUCGCAGUGGGAACCUUUCUUUAAGCAACGAUGACAACGAAUUAUCACUCCUUGACAGCUUGAUACAAUUGCUUAUGUCGACCAUCGACCUAAUCUUUGAUAUUGAUUACACCCACGGUUACGUCACCAAGAUUGGUCUUGGCCCAUCUAAGUUGGCAAGUUUGACGAUGCAAGUGUUGGUGCGGUUGACCAAAAAUUCCGUUAUCUCUGCCCAGACGUUGAACCAUAUCCGGAAAUAUGACUUGUCAUCGAAAUUGCUUAACGUUCAACCAAAAAUCGACGAUGUUACGCUUUGGCAUGACAAGAAAUUUGAGGGCAAUGUUCAAGAUGGUGUCAGCAACAGGUUCAUAGAGGACCAUGCUAGCCUUGAGACAUUCUUUGAGUUCAUGAAGUACAGAAAUCUGAUCCUUCAAUACUUGUCUAUUGAAAUUCAUGAAAUCAGAAGUGCCACGAAGAAGGAGCAGUACAUCAAACUACUUCUAGACGACACGGAAUUUUUCAACGGUACUCCGAAGAUCCUCAACUUUUUGGACGUUCUCAAUUAUCAAUUCUACAAUUUUGAGCCUCACAAAUUCCUUGAAUUCGAGAACAAGUACAAUCUUCCGGCUCUAUUGCACGAGUUAACCAAAGAAAGGAAGGCCAAGAAGGAGGUGAAGUUGUUGAAGAAGUUUGCAGCAUUGCGUUGUCAAAAUGCCAACCAAAGGCUUUCAACUGACAACGAAAAAGCUGCAUUUUCCAUCGACAUUAUGAGUGAGGUUACGAGAGUUGACGAGCUUUUCCAAAAAAUAUUUGUUGUGGAGGAGCUCAAGAAGCGUCACUUGAGGUGCUUGCAGCUGUGGGUGCAAAUCAUACAGGUUCUCAGCAACGAAGGAGUGGCGGACCGGGCCGACUUUAUCCUCAAAGUGUUCCAGUACAUCCUUCCCAAGAUCAACAAUGACUACUACGAGCGGGACGUAUUGUUUGCAGAAGAGUUAAUCCUGUUGUGCAUGCUCUUGUUCGACAUGUAUGAAGAAGAUUCGAAAACACUCGCUACAGCGGAGGAGGGAGGGGAGCACCAUUUACAGAAACUCCUCCCACUUUUCAAAACAUGCGUGAAUGGAGUUCUUUGCACUAAUUCCACGCCGGCUUUGAGAUCGGACUUGUACAUCUUGCUCAACAAGUUCACGCAGAAAACACCACUGUCUGGACCGUUGCUUCGUCAAAUACUCACAGCGCUCCGAUCUGUCGAUAGAAGGUUCAUCAACGUCAUAUGCAACGAUUCGAUCUAUCUGGAAGGAGCACCCCGCAUCACGUCGAUAAUUCUUAUGGAAACGCUUGUGAAUCUUCUGGGAUUGGAGCAGCUGACGUCCAUUCUCGACGCAAUAGUGGAAAAUAAUUCCUUGUCGCUUUUGGCAAGACUGUUGAAGCGUACAGGCGAGCUUUUUGAGGCCUGCGAAGGCCGAACCGAGUCUGGAAUCCGCGUCGACACUCUCCUCUACGAGCUCACAGCGUUCAAGGCCACGCUUUAUCUUUUGAUAAGAAUUGCACACACGAGAGAUGGAGCGGUGCAGCUUUUCCAGAACGAGAUUUUCUCCAUCGUACGCAAUCUUAAGUUUCUAAACAUCGACUCCGAUUUGGGCUUGGAGCUUCAGAUCGACAGCGUGCCGAGCAGCACCCCGGUAUAUGGGGCCAAAGAGGAAAGAGCUACUGCACUCAUCACCUUGAGCUUGGAUAUUCCGGCAGCUCUUGCAGACGAGACAAAACACACCCACAGCGUGCGGACGAUCUCCUUUUACGAGUUGCUAGUGCCUGCUUUCCAAUUGGUGGCCACGGUGCUCUCUGCGAUGGGGCCCUCGUUCCAGCCAGGAAUUAUGCAAGCGAAAGAACUUAUGCUGCACUUCCGUCCUCUUGUUGUCGGUGUCAUGAAGCGGGACCAACUAAUGGAGCAGGGGGAUUUACGGAGGUACGAGGAGGAACAUAAGCUUGCUCUGGAAGGACUCAGGCAGUUGGCGACUUUGUUUGUGCUCCCUAAUUACUUCCUCAUCAUCAUGUCAAAAUUAGAUGCUGAGAAAGAGCUCUCCAGCACCUCCGCUGGAACUAAUGUCGAUUUCAAUGAAAGUUUCCACGACACUUCCUCUAAUCAGGGAUCCGUGGGCCGUUCCCUGGAAAAGAAGGAAGAUGAUGUCCAUCAUCACACCCACAGAAUGUUGGAACAGAGACAUGUCAACCUUAUUGCCAUCGGUGGAUCCAUUGGUACUGGUUUGUUCAUCACCAUUGGUUCCUCUGGUUUAAUUGAGGCCGGUCCAUUGGGUCUUUUAUUGGCUUACUGUUUCUGGACUUUUGUGAUUUUGUGUUUGACUGUCUCAGUUGGUGAGAUGGUUUGCUACUUGCCCGUUGACUCCCCCUUCUUGACCAUGGCCGGCCGUGUGGUUGACCCAGCUUACGAAUGUGCCGCUUCCGUCAAUUUUUGGUUGAUGCAGAGUUUGUACAUUCCGUUCGAAAUCACUGCCGUUAAUGGUAUGAUUCACUUUUGGAGAGAUGACUACAGUCCUGCCAUCACCCUUGUUAUCCAGAUUGUCAUUUACUGUGCCAUCAACGUUUUUGCCGUCAAGCUUUACGGUGAAGCGGAAUUCUGGUUGUCUUUGGGUAAAUUGAUUUUGUGUAUCGGACUUUUGUUCUUCACCGUCAUCACUAUGUGUGGUGCGAACCCACAAAACGAUGCCUUUGGUUUCAGACACUGGCACGCCAAGGGCGGCCCAAUCGCCGAAUACAUGAGAACGGGUUCUCUUGGUCGUUUCCAGGGUUUCUUGCAGGGCUUGUUUUCUGCUAACUUCGUUGUCGUGUCUUCUGAGUACCUUAGUAUGACCGCUGGUGAGGCUAAGAACCCAAGAAAGAACAUGGCCUCUGCUUUCAAGACUGUCUUGUACCGUUUGGUUAUUUUCUUCAUUGGUGGUGCCCUUUCCGUCACCAUUUUGCUCGCCUACAACGACCCAACCUACUUGCAGAUUGUUCAUGGUGACGAUGACAACAGUGGUAACGCUGCUUCUUCUCCAUACGUUGUGGCCAUGCAGAACUUGGAAAUCCAGGUUCUUCCUCACAUUGUCAAUGGUGUUGUCUUGUCUUCCGCCUUCUCCGCCGGUAACUCGUACACCUACUGUUCCUCCAGAGCCCUUUAUGCUCUUUCCAAGAAGGGUUACGUGCCAAAGUUCUUCAGAUACUGUACCAAGAGCGGUGUUCCAAUUUUCUGUGUCGCCGUGUCUGCUUGUUUCUCCCUCUUGUCUUUGAUGCAGUUGGGUAAGACUGGUGAGAAUGCCUUGAACUAUAUGGUGAACUUGUGUACUGGUGCUCAAUUGCUCAACUAUGCUUUCAUGAGUGUCACUUACUUGCACUUCUACAGAGCCGUGAAGGUACAGGGUAUUGACAGAAACAACUUCACCUACAGAUCAUGGUUCCAGCCAUACACCGCCAUGUUUGCUUGUUUCUUCUUGUGGAUCAUUGUUGGCAUUAAGGGUUACGAGGCUUUCGUUCCAGGCCACUGGACAGUCGACCACUUUUUGUUCAGUUAUCUUAUGGUCUUCAUUGCCAUUGGUGUUUAUGCUGCUUACAAACUUAUCAAGAGACCAAAGUACAUCAGACCAGAAGAUGCUGACCUCCAAACUGGUCUUGAGGAGAUCGAGGAGCAUGAGUAUGAAUUCUAUGCUGCUUUGGAGGCCAACAACGAGAAGGUCGGUCUCAGAAAGAAGAUCAUGGACUGGGUCUUCUAA